This is a messenger RNA of Ascochyta rabiei, 969 nucleotides long. RefSeq lists its product as uncharacterized. Bases 1 to 969 code for a protein of 322 amino acids. The record is from RefSeq and is a predicted model, not a curated record. NCBI's taxonomy places the organism in Eukaryota, Fungi, Ascomycota, Dothideomycetes, Pleosporales, Didymellaceae. The transcript has a single exon.
AUGGACGACUGGCAAGACCACGCCCUCAGCACGCGCCACAUGCACAACCGCAACAGCCGGCGCGCAUCCGGCAAGGGCAGGAAAGGCGCUGCCUUUGACGUGCGCAAGACGUUCGGCGAGUACCAAGUCAAGUGCGCGAGCUGGGAGCGGGCUUUGGGCGAGCUGGAGGACGCGGAGAGAGGGGAGGAGGCGGCGGGAUUGGAGUUGCUGCGGCUCACGGAUGACGGUCAGGGCGUGCUGGGCGAGCUUGUGCUCCCCGGGGUGCUGAGGGCAGCGGUGGUGCUAGCGGCGAGUCGCAGGAUCCUGCAAUUUCUGACUACGCAGUUAUCUGGCGAGGGGCCUGAAGAGGAGGAGGAGGACGACGACGACGACGACCACGAAGCCACCAACGACCACGAAGCCGACGAAGAAGACUCCGAUGAACGCGACGCCCACGACGACGACGACGACGAACACCAAGACCAACCCCCCCGCUUCGCCACCUUUGAGAAAAACUCCUUCCGCUCCCCCAAAUUCUGGCUCGCUUGGAACGGUACCCUUCCCCCCCGCUCCACCGCCGCCUCUCCACCCCCCUCACCCACACACGCCCGAAAACCACACUUCCCCACCGCCUCGGACUCCCCACCCCCCACCCCCACACUCUCGCGCACAGGCUCCUCCUUCCCGCCCCCGAAACCCCUACGCUCCUCCUCUUCCUCCUCUUCCUCCGCCCCGACGCAGGCAGACGGGCUGGGCUACGUCGUCUUCACCGGCAACGAGUGUCGCAAGUUCAAGGGCACGCUGAGCUGCCGGGAGCUCGGGUGGAGGGAUGUUGCCUUCAGUGGGUUGAAGAGCGUCAGUCGCAGUGAGAGUGAUAGGCAGGUUGUGUGGGGGGGAAGGGAUGUUGAGACCGGGUGGAGGGAGGGGGACAGGGAGGGAGGGGAGAGGGGGGCGAGGUUGGAUGGGAGGAGGAGGGUUGUUUUCGAUUAA